AUGACUGGAGGUGAUGCCGAGAAGACUGCAGUAUAUAUCUUGGUCCGCAACUCAGAGGGUAAAUCUAGAAACCGAAAUCCUUUCUCCUGCGUCAAGUUCGUAUCGUUUUCAUCUUCGGUUGCAUAUGCAGACGCAUACGCAGAGGACGGCGGUGUCUCGAAGGUAGGAUUCGUGGACAACUUCAUCCGUUGCAUCUGUGCCGAUAAGUUCGCUGUCGACGAGGAAGCUGUAGCAACUGCAGCUCGAGGUCCCGCCACUCCUCUUCUUCCGCGUGCCAUGGCUUUUCAGGUGGCAGCUAGUUCUAGUGUUGGCACAAAGAUUGGAGAAGUUAAGAUGAAUGGAAGAGUAAGAUAUAAUUCAUUAGAUAUGAGAGAAAGCUAUAGGAGCGUACGAAGGUUUCGUCAAGAUGAAUUCGACUCGCGGGCGAAGAUGUCGAGGUGCAACGGGACCGAAUUGCUAUGGGCAGGCACUCCGAAAAGUACCCGCCUAGCAUCCAAUUCUUUGGCAAGCCAUGUUCGUCUCCUCAGUUUGUACAACUUUACGUCCAGGGAAGUGGUGCGGACGUAA
Molecule: messenger RNA, 567 nt
Organism: Glarea lozoyensis ATCC 20868
Lineage: Eukaryota; Fungi; Ascomycota; Leotiomycetes; Helotiales; Helotiaceae
Exons: 1
Coding region: 1-567 (188 amino acids)
Source: RefSeq, a predicted model, not a curated record